Molecule: messenger RNA, 7057 nt
Organism: Procambarus clarkii (red swamp crayfish)
Lineage: Eukaryota; Metazoa; Arthropoda; Malacostraca; Decapoda; Cambaridae
Product: GRIP1-associated protein 1
Biological process (GO): regulation of neurotransmitter receptor transport, endosome to postsynaptic membrane; neurotransmitter receptor transport, endosome to postsynaptic membrane; regulation of modification of synaptic structure
Cellular component (GO): extrinsic component of postsynaptic early endosome membrane; glutamatergic synapse; postsynaptic recycling endosome
Source: RefSeq, a predicted model, not a curated record
UUAGUAGUGACCCUGAGUGUGUGUGUGUUGUUCCGCUCGACCUGAGGAAUAUAUAUAUUAGCGUGGUAGUCUGCGGGGACGGUCAGCUGUUGAGGGUAAACAAACAUGGCCAGCCUCAGCCCUGAUGACUUUGGCAGACUCCAGACCCAGCUCUUAGAAUUACGAGAAAAAAAUUACAGCUUGGAGGACAGUCUACGCAAACACAAAAAGGAACUGACAGACACGAAGACAAGGCUACAGAGCUUGGAAGAAGAAAAUGGCCGCUACCAGACCUUGAUUAGGACAUCAAAAAAGGCAUCAGAGGUUGAGCUGUUAGUUCGUGAUAAUGGUUAUCUUCGCAAUAAAUUAAGAGACCAAGAAGAAGACUUCAGACUUCAAAAUAAUACACUUUUACAAGAGCUGUCACGAUUGGUUGGAGAAAAUGAGCGAUAUGAAAGGCAAGUGGAAGUGCUGUGUGGUGACCGGAGUGGCAACCAGGCAGCCGAUGGCGAUCAUGGCUCGACUGAUGACUCAAAGGAAGUUUUACGUCUCCGCGGAGAGCUCACAGCAAUGGAGAAGAAGUUGUAUGAGACGGAGAAGCAUGCAGAAGUAGAAUGUCAUGCCCUAAAAGAAAAGAUGUCUUCCUUAAACUUGCAUAUCACACAGUUGACCAAUAUUCUGAAGACACAUUCCAUACCUGUUGACGAGGGUGAGAUCAGUUUAGCUCAAGGUGGAGGAGUGAUCUUCAAGAAACUGACACUUCAAGAUGACGAUGGUCUUGAGACACACUUGGAGGGACCUAGUGAGACACUUCAACACUAUCAAGAGAGAACUAGCCAGUUACAGUGUGAGGUGGAACGAGCAUUUGACCAGCUCAAGGGGGAAAAGGAGUUGGUAUUGAAUUUGACUUCAGAGAAGGUCAAAUUACAACAGGACCUAAAGAUUGCUGAUGAGAGGUUAGCACAGGCAGUGGCCCAAGCUGCGCAGAGUAGUGAGCACGACCAGAAGCAGCAGCAGGAGGCUGAGAAAAAACUGAGGGAAAUGGAAGAACGAUUAAGGACAGAGCUGGACGUAAUGCAGACAUCUCUUGAAGAGACUUAUAAUGACCUAGUGCAUGCCAAGUCCAGCCUCAGUGAGAAGACUGCACACUGUGAAACUCUUUUAAAGUCAGUGGAAGAACUGAAACAAAAGCUGGAAGCUUCAGAGAAGAUGGUACAAGAGAAUCAGAAUCUUCUUACGAAAAAAGAACAGAAACUUGAAGACAUACAGAAGAACGUGCUGCAACUGACAAGUGAAAUUACACACUUGUUAGAGCAGAAAAAAACAUUUGAAAGAGAGAGAGGAGAGCUUCAACAAGAAAUUGCUGACUUGAAUGUAAAAUUAAAUUCACAACAAGCCCAACUUAUUGAGCAAACGAAGUUGGCCGAGAGUCGACGGAAUAUCAUUGAGGAGAUGAAAGUUCACAUGGAGGACGAGAUACAGCGACAUAAACAGGAAGUGGAAGAUAUAUCCGUCCGCCAUGGAGAAGAGAUUGCAGUUUGUUCUACUGAGAACCAGCAACUGAAAAACCAACUUCAGGAUGUUAACAAAAAAGUAGAUGAAGUUAUGAAUCUCAAGCAAAUUGUCAUGUCUUUAGAACAAGAAAAGUACAAGAUUGAGACUGAAAAUCAUAGGCUCUCAGAAGAUCUAGUGGCUGCUCAUAAAUUGACUAAAGAAGAAAUAGAAAGGGUAACGGUAGAGAAGAUUCAGGAAAUGGAGGACCUAAAAUAUAAAUGGGAGGAGGAGAAGAAAGAUUACCAGACACAGCUUGAAAUCAGCACUAUACAGCAUCAAGAAGCAGAGGAAAUGGUAGAGGUACUGAAACGAAAGGUCAUAGAUGGAGAAGAAGAACAGCGAAUUCAUGAGCGCAAAGGUAUGACAUUGCUGAAGGACUUGAAGAAGCAGCUGGCACUGGAGCGAAAGCGUGGUGAUCGUCUUCAAGAGAAACUUAGCCAGUUACUGACUGACCCCUCCCAGCUAACAGCCAUUACAACCAUGUCAGAAGUAGGCGAUGAUGUAAGCAGUGUGUCGUCUUGGUCUAUGGUGUCGGGUGAGCCACGAGACUCUUCUACCCGAGAGAAUAGUAUCAUCAUUUCUCCACAAGGAUCACCUCCUCCUGGUGUAGUUACUGAGGAAACUGCAUCGUUAGUUAAUCGUGUGACGGAACUUCAGCAGCAGAAAUGGCAAUUGGAAGAACAAAUUACUCACCUGGAAGCCUCAUCGGCUGCAAUGGCUGACGACCUCCUAAAAAAAUCGGCAAUCAUUCAACACUACUACAUGGAACAGAAGACUCAUGAUAGUACUCAAUCAUCACCUACUUCUCCCAUACACCCUGGGUUGGGAGAAAAGCUGAAUGUUCGCCGCAUGUUGGAAAUGAUGCGAGGAAGUGGUAGCGAAGAAUCCAUGAGGGAGAUCAAUCGUCGUUUGCAGAGUCUUCUAGAGGAAACCCUCACGAAGAACAUGCAGCUUCAUCAGGAUGUAGAAAAUCUUUCUGAGCAGGUGCACCAAUUGACCAAACUGGCUGCUGAGAAAGCAAAAGCUGACCAUUCUCCUUCUCUAGAUACUCAGAUUUAAAUGAGGAUGUUGCAAGAUAAAGGUAUAUUCAAAAGUAUGUAUCACAUUAUGCUGAACUUCAUUAACCUUCGUGUAAAAUUGUUCUAAUUUCUACCGGUUACUUUCCCAACAUUUUUAACAGGGUAAUUUGUGAUGGAUUAUCUUAGUACAUUUCAAUAUUUUGCCCCUUGCCUUUGUAUGUGGGUUAAUUUCAAAAUAUUUAUCUCCCUGUUUCCAAUAGGACUUGGGAAAAUGCUCACCAAUUUUUAAAAAAAUAGGUUUGAGACAUUACAUGUACUGUACAUGUUUAGAUUUCCCAUAUCAUUGUUGUAUCAAGCUGAAGCUUUAUAUAAUUACUAGAAGUGGAUUAAUGUUUGUGUACUUGUAGUAAAUGUGCAGACCAAAUAGGAUACUUGUGGUAUGUAUUUUGAUUACAAUAGUAUAUUGAAUAUAAAGUUUAUUGGAAGUGACUUACAUAAUUGUGUUCUGUGAAUCUCAUGUUCAUAAAUUAAUAUUUUAGCAUAUUUAUUAACAAAAAUUGCAUAUGAAAAUACGGAUGUACUGGUAAUCAUAAAUUUCCUAUAAAAUUUAUAGUUAAUCAUCUUUAUACUCUCAAGUGUUACAAGCUCUGAAUUCUGAAUAAUCUUGUAUAUUUAGUUUGGCUGUUAAACUAAUGAACCAGCAGCCACUUAGUCUGUACUGAGGGAAGAAACCACUUGGGGAAAAUCAAGCGCUGCCUUAGAAACUAUUCAUGUAGUUUUAAACUGAAAGGGAAGAAAUGAGAAGAGGCACAGUACAAAAAAUAUAAAUCCAUAAGAGAUAGAUAAUGGAAGCAGUAAAAUAUGAAAGGUUUAUAUGAUGGUAAGGUAAUUAUCAGGCAAAAGCACUAAGCAAUUAUGACUAUACAGCACUUGGAAGGGAUGAGGAUAAAGAUUUAGGACAGGAUAAACAAAAGGAAUGGUGCCCAACCACUUGAACAGUCGGGAAUUGAACUCCAACCUGCAUAAAGUGAGACCGUCACUCUACCAUCCAGCCCAAGUGGUUGGGCAGGUUUAUAUGAAGUGAAAACAAGUUGUAGAUCGCACCCAUAAGAAAAGAGUAUGAUGGACAAAGGUAACAAGAACAAAAAGAUACCUUUUCAGUGUUAAGCCACUGUCGCUGGCUUAACACUGUACGGUAUAUUUCUUGUGCAGCGUCACUGUCUCUGAUGACACAUAAAAGAAGGCAUUGUUCUCAACCCCCCUCCCCCCACCAUCCAUGCUAACUCAGGAAGGAGAUGAGCUCCUGUCAGGCAAGAAACUUAACUACAUAUGUGAGACAGGUGCAAGCCUUGAAGCCUACAAGAUGCUGUUGCUAUAAAAGACAAAUUUGAACGUGACGUAGCCUGUAAGCUACUUUUCACAACAACAUAGCCUUCCCGGUUUGGUGCCUUCUUUUGAUAAUUACUUACUUUUCACAACAGAAUAGGGGUAUAGAGGGGCUCUAUAAAGUCAAGAUCAAUCCCAGUAAGUGUCACAUAAAAGAUGGUCACCUCCCUCCAGGCAUGAUCGACAUUACAGCUACUAUAUCCCACGCAAUAAAUUAUUUCCUGUAAAGUAAGAAAAUCAGGAACCUGAUACUUCAAGCAGAAUGCGUACGAACAACCAGACAAUAAAAUAACAGGGUAAAGUUCUGACAGGGGUGUCUAUCCUUCAAGAUAAUCAUCAAAAUUUAGUUUUCACAGCAGGAAGGCAAGACUAAUGUAACCUGUGACAUACUGGGUUAUUGUACUCCUCUAUAGGAAUGAUGAACUGAAUGCACUGAAGCACUGGAACAUCAUCAUUCAACACUCUAACAAAGAAUCGAAAGUGAGGCAGAAAGGAGGCGGCAUCAUACUCAAAACUGAAUGGGAAAAUUCACAAUACGGUACUCCUUACCCUGAGAAAUGUAAUUUUUGAUCUGGAGUGCAAAUGUAAUUCACAAAAAUUGUGUUUAGAAUUUUAGUGACUAAUAUUUCAUGAAGCAUAGUUUAAGAAGUAGAUUUCAUAAGGAUGAUAUAUAAAACGAAAGGUUAAAGGCUGUUUUUCCAUAAGAGCUUGCAUGUAGAUAAUUUUGUAUAGUUUAUAAAAUGAGUAAAAGGACAGGAACUGGCAUAUAAGUACAGUAUGUCAAAUGAAAGGCCAAGUCAAGCCUUUAUUACAGACAUUUUUUCUUGAAGAUCAAACCUGGAAGAUCUCCUUAAGUUAAAUGUAAUCGAGAAUAAAAACUCAUCGUUGGUGUCAUUGAACAUGGUGCAUGCUUGUAUUUGGCUCCCACACCAAAAAAUCUGUUAACUGCUCGGCAUUCUCAAGAGAUGAUGCUAAUCCUCCUGACUUUCCUUUAUACUGUAUAUGAAAAACGAAUUCGGAUAUUUUCUGUUUUGUAGCUUGAUAAAUGUCCAUUUUUCUCAUCAAUAUAGCAUUGUGAUGUGUGGUUGUGCAAAUAACUAAACUGUAAUAUGAUCUCUACUGCCAAGCCACUUGGAAAGUUAAUAUUAGAGAUUUUCAUGUUUAAGGCUGUAAUGUGUUCACAAUAAUUAUAUGAGUAAGGAAAACAGUAAUUUGUAAGAAAGAUUAUAAUAUACUGUAUCAUAAAGACGUGAUAGCUCUCUUAAAUAUCUUGGUAAAAUGUAGUUGGCAAGAAUUAUCUUCUCGGCUUAUGUGGGUUUGUGAAGCAUUGCGGCUCUGAUAUCAUUCAAGCUCUACAGUAGAUUCUCUUUAUUUGAGUGCCUUCUUAUUGUCACAAAACCAGAGCUUUUUUCAGUAGAAACUUGGGGUAUAAUUGGCAUUUAUAGAAUGAACAGAACUACUGUACUGCAAGUUUUUUUACAUAAAAUUAAGUGACAAUCACAAAGAUGGUGCAAGUAUAACUGCAUAACUUUUUUUUACAGCAUUUGUGUUUGUGUUGUUUAAAGCAGUGAUUGGUUUGCUCACUGUUUGAUCCAUGUAUUUUGAUUCACAUGUGACUAAUCUCUCUCUAAAAUGUGGUAUUGCACAUUAAUUUGUAAUUGAUAAGUUAGAAAGUUGAUUUUAAUCAUAGACAUUAACAUAAUGCUUUACUUUCAUCAGAUGUUAUUUUUAAUAGUAAAAGCAUCUCACUGCAGUUUAUUAACUGUAAUUAGCAUCUGGCAAUUAACAUGCAGAGCAAAAUUAUGAACACAGUUAAUUUAAAACAAUGCAUGGCUCUUAAGUAGUAAGAUUUUACAUAUUUCUAAAUAUUAAUGAUGAUCUAGUCCUUACUGUUUCAUAGAAUAUUUAUUUCUAAGUAAAUAAAAUACUGAGUGUAAAUAAAAAUGCUAUUUUAUGAAAGAAAGGCAUUCUCCAUGUCAGUGUAAAAUAGAAAAAACAUUAAAAUUGAGAUUUCUAAUAAGUUGGAAGACCACACAAAGUUGAAGUGGCAUGGUAAGCACAGAGGGCUUAUGGUAGACAGUAGGUUUAAUGAUAAGAAAAGACUUAUGAAUAUGAUUGCUGAGAAGUACUGUCUACUUGCACUAGUGUUUAAAAGUGGGACUUGGAAAUGAAAUGCUAGGCAUAAUAAUAAUAGUAAUAAUACUGUAAUAUUAAUGUAAAGAAAUACCAACCGAGUGUAUUGAAGACAUUAUCUAUAUUGACUGCUUUGUUCAUUCAUUAAUAGUGUGUAGGUGAACUAUCUUUGUGUAUGUGAGCACACACACACACACACGCUCGCUCACUCACUCACUCACUCACUCACUCACUCACUCACUCACUCACUCACUCACUCACUAUGCACACACAUACGUAUGUGCAUGUGUGCAUGUGCGCACGCUUGGAGGAAUUUGAGCUCACCGGUGAUUAGGUCAAAAGGAAUCUGUUGGAGCUGAAUGUGACAAAGAUUGUCGAGUCUAACAGAAUCUCACCAUGGAUACUAAAAGAGGGUGCAAAAGCACUUAGUGUGCCACUCUUUAUGGUGUAUAACAGGUCACUGGAAACAGGAGACUUAUCGAAAAGCUGGAAGACGGCUUAUGUAGUUGCUAUAUACAAAAAGCGUGACAGGCAAGAGGCACUGAACUACAGGCCAGUUUCACUAACUUGUAUACCAUGCAAAGUGAUGGAGAAGAUCAUGAGGAAAAGGCUCGUAGAACAUCUGGAGGGAAAUAGCUUUGUAACACACCACCAGCAUGUGUACAGAGAUGGUAAAUUGUGCCUUGCAGGCUUCAUAGAACUCUAUGACCAAACAACAAAAAUUAAGCAAGAAAGAAAAGGGUGGGUAGACUGCAUUUUCUUGGACUGUCAAAAAGCCUUUGACACAGUACCCUAUGCAAAAAUUAUGAGAAGCAGCAAGACAUGAAGAUAGACAGAAACUACAGGACGACCUGGACAAACUGGAGGAAUAGUUUAGAAAAUGGCUACUAAGGUUCAACUCAGGAAAGUGUAAAGUAAUGAAAUUAGGCAAAGGGAACAGAAAGCUGAACACAAAGUACCAUCUAAGAGGUGAAAUCCUGCAAGAG